GCCCUCCCUUCCCCCCGACCAUAAUGUCCACCUCCGCCUCCAGUGAUACCCUUCAACAGGGCCAGCCGAUCGACCAGAACGCUGCCACGGCCCCGGUGUCGCCUUCCUUCUCGGCCGACGUAUCGCCCUCCCCCUCGGCCGACGUGUCGCCCUCCCUGACCCCGGAGAUGUGCGGCUCCUCGGUGUCCACUUCGCCGGUGACCUCCUUCGCCUCGGAGGCCAUGGUUUUCGUCAAUCCGGACACCUCGCGCGAGCCAGCCGUCCCCCUCCCCCCGGCUCUGUCCAACAUCGGCACCCCCUUCGAUGCAUCGGCUGGCCGGCCCAAGGACAUCGGCAUCCUGGCCAUGGAGGUGUACUUCCCCCAGAGCUUCGUCGAGCAGUCCGACCUCGAGGAGUUCGAUAAUGUCAGCUCCGGCAAGUACACCAUCGGCCUUGGGCAGUCGCGCAUGGCCGUGGUCGACGACAAUGAGGAUAUCAACUCCAUCUGCCUGACGGCGGUCAGCCGGCUGAUGAUGCGCACUCGACUCCCCUACAGCGCCAUCGGCCGCCUGGAGGUCGGUACCGAGACCAUCAUCGACAAGAGCAAGGCCACCAAGACCGUCCUGAUGCAGCUCUUUGCCAACAGCGGCAACACCGACGUCGAGGGCAUCGACACCACCAAUGCCUGCUACGGCGGCACGGCGGCCCUCUUCAACACCGUUGCCUGGAUGGAGGGGUCCUCCUGGUGCGGGCGUUAUGGCAUCGUGGUCGCCGCCGACAUCGCCGUCUACGGGACCAAGGCCGCCCGGCCGACCGGCGGCUGUGCUGCCAUCGCCAUGCUUGUCGGGCCCAAUGCCCCCGUCUACCUGGAGCCCGGCCUCCGCUCUUCGCACUUCGAGCACGUCUACGAUUUCUACAAGCCGGACUUCUCCUCCGAGUACCCGGCCGUUGAUGGGCGCCUGUCGGCCACCUGCUUCACCCGCGCCCUGGACACCUGCUACCGGCGCCUGCAGGAGCGCGGGGCCGCCCUCCGGCCGAAUGAGACCCCCGUCGACACCGGGUCCCUGGACUAUCUGGUCUUCCACUCGCCCUACCUGAAGCUGGUGCGCAAGUCCGUCAGCCGGCUGGCCUAUCUGGACUAUGUGGCCGCGGCGGCCAAGAGCCCGGAGCUGGCGGCCACCCGCUUCCCGCAGGUGUCGGCCGAGCUGCAGCAGCUCGUGGCCGAGAGCACCCCCGAGACCAAUCGCGAUUGCGCGGCCCUGGAGGCCGGCUUCCGCAAGGUCAGCUCUGGCCUCUGGUCCGACAAGGUGUCCCCGGCCACCCUGAUUGCCAAGAACGUCGGCAACAGCUACACCGCCUCGGCGUAUGCUUCCCUGGCCAGUGUCCUGGCCAGCGAGCCGCUUGACAAGCUGGCCGGCGCCCGGCUCAUGGUCUUCUCCUAUGGCAGUGGUCUGGCCUCGUCGAUGUUCUGCCUGCGUGUGCGCGGCCCCGCCAUCCCCGUCGGCCUGGAGGAUCUGGCCGCGCGUCUCAAUGCCCGGACCGCCGUCUCUCCCCAGCACUUCACUGAUGCCCUGUCUCGGCGGGAGGCCGCCCAUGGGGCUGCCUCCUUCUCUCCGGUUGCCUCGCACCAGGAUACCAUCGCCCCGAGCACCUUCUUCCUGUCUCACAUCAACGACCGCCACCACCGGGCGUACGCUUACAAGCGGGCUGACGGCACCGUCGUUCCGUCGGUUGCGUCCUCCUAAUCGCGUGGAGGCCAUCGAUCUCGCGCGUGCGUGUCGGUGUUAACGUGUGUGUGUGUGUGUGUCUCUCUGUCGGCAUGUGACUCUUCUCCCCCUUCGUCUCUUUCUCUUCCUCCUUCCCCUCCUCUCGGUGGUAGUGGCGUGUGGGUCUGGAUCUGGGUCCAUGCGCGGGCGCCUUUCCCGCCCGUGUCUCUCCCUCUCUCUUCCCCCUCUCCCUCUUCACUGCAGACAUCCGCGGCGCGAGCAUCCAGCUUGCCGCUCCCCUCUCUCUCUCUCUCUCCCUC
This is a messenger RNA of Fonticula alba, 2005 nucleotides long. RefSeq names its product hydroxymethylglutaryl-CoA synthase. Gene Ontology annotation, molecular function: hydroxymethylglutaryl-CoA synthase activity. The record is from RefSeq and is a predicted model, not a curated record. Gene Ontology annotation, biological process: acetyl-CoA metabolic process. The transcript is spliced from 3 exons. Lineage: Eukaryota; Rotosphaerida; Fonticulaceae. The coding region runs from base 24 to 1724 and encodes 566 amino acids.